This is a messenger RNA of Otolemur garnettii (small-eared galago), 1557 nucleotides long. RefSeq names its product forkhead box N4 (gene FOXN4). Gene Ontology annotation, molecular function: DNA-binding transcription factor activity; cis-regulatory region sequence-specific DNA binding. The coding region runs from base 1 to 1557 and encodes 518 amino acids. Gene Ontology annotation, biological process: regulation of DNA-templated transcription. Lineage: Eukaryota; Metazoa; Chordata; Mammalia; Primates; Galagidae. The transcript is spliced from 9 exons. Gene Ontology annotation, cellular component: nucleus. The record is from RefSeq and is a predicted model, not a curated record.
AUGAUAGAAAGUGACAUCUCAUCCAUAAUGUCAGGAAUUAUUCGAAACUCAGGGCAAAACUACCAUCCCUCUCCACAGGAGUACAGGCUUCUAGCUACCACUGGCGAUGAUGAUCUCCCUGGGGACCUGCAGUCGCUGUCUUGGCUCACAGCUGUGGACGUGCCUCGACUGCAGCAGAUGGCAAGUGGCCGUGUAGACCUGGGUGGCCCCUGUGCACCACAUCCACACCCAGGCACCUUGGCUGGGGUGGCUGACCUGCAUGUGGGAGCCUCCCCAGGCCCCCUUCUCCAUGGCCCAGCUGUCAUGGCCCCCCGAGGCAUGCUGGGCCUGGGCCCCUUAACCAACCAUGGAGCCAGGCUGAUGAGCCACUUCCCUGGGGGAGCCCAGCCCUCAGCCGGCCUGCAGGAGCCACCACAGCUAUACUCGCCUGCCACCCAACCACAGUUCCCGCUCCCCACAGGCGCCCAGCAGUGCCCUUCUGUGGGCCUCUAUGGCUCCCCAUUUGGGGUUCGGCCUCCCUAUCCCCAGUCCCACAUGGCUGUGCAUUCAUCGCAGGAGCUGCACCCCAAACACUAUCCAAAGCCCAUCUACUCAUACAGCUGUCUGAUCGCCAUGGCCCUGAAGAACAGCAAGACAGGCAGCCUACCUGUGAGUGAGAUCUACAGCUUCAUGAAGGAACACUUCCCCUACUUCAAGACGGCUCCUGAUGGCUGGAAGAACUCGGUACGCCACAACCUGUCCCUGAACAAAUGCUUUGAGAAGGUGGAAAACAAGGUGAGCGGCUCCUCACGCAAGGGCUGCCUGUGGGCCCUGAACUUGGCCCGUAUCGAUAAGAUGGAGGAGGAAAUGCACAAGUGGAAGAGAAAGGACCUGGCUGCCAUCCACCGGAGCAUGGCCAACCCUGAGGAGCUGGACAAGCUGAUUUCCGACCGGCCUGAAAGCUGCCGGCGCCCUGGCAAAAUGGGGGAGCCGGAGGCCACCGUGCUGCCUCACGCCACCACAGUGGCUGUGGCGCAUGGCUGCCUGACUGUCUCCCAGCUUCCACCCCAGCCACUGAUGACCCUGUCCCUGCAGUCGGUGCCCUUGCACCACCAGGUGCAGCCCCAGGCACACCUUGCUCCAGACUCUCCAGCACCGGCCCAGACACCGCCACUGCAUGCCCUGCCAGACCUGAGCCCCAGCCCUCUCGCCCACCCCGCUGUGGGGAGGGUCCCCAUGGACUUCGUCAACAUCAGCACCGACAUGAACACCGAGGUGGAUGCCUUGGACCCCAGCAUCAUGGACUUUGCCCUGCAGGGGAACCUGUGGGAGGAGAUGAAGGACGAGGGCUUCAGCCUGGACACGCUGGGGGCCUUCGGAGACUCCCCGAUGGGCUAUGACCUAGGGGCCUCGGGCCUGACCCCAGUCUCCAGCAGCAGCGACCAGUCCUUCCCAGAUUUGCAGGUGACAGGUCUCUACGCUGCAUACUCCACCCCGGACAAUGUGGCCACAUCAGCCACCACCUCCUCUUCUCAGUACCUGGGCACAGCAGGGAACAAGCCUAUAGCCCUGCUUUGA